This is a messenger RNA of Xyrauchen texanus (razorback sucker), 1931 nucleotides long. It is a transcript of the gene fsip1, whose product is annotated as fibrous sheath interacting protein 1. The transcript is spliced from 12 exons. The coding region runs from base 179 to 1747 and encodes 522 amino acids. Lineage: Eukaryota; Metazoa; Chordata; Actinopteri; Cypriniformes; Catostomidae. The record is from RefSeq and is a predicted model, not a curated record.
AGCAAAUGUUCGCAGUGUGAGAAGUUGAGUUACUAUAAUGUCAAUUACAAAUAUAUAAUAAUAAUAAUUGCAAGCAAAGCAAAUGUAUUUAAUAAUCAUAAUGAAAUAUGUUUAUAGAUCUGAGUAUCGUAUGUUCCACAUUUUACUUGAAUAAUGCGUGUAAAAACGUGCUUUACUAAUGAUAUUUCUUUGCCAAAUGCUUUUGCCUUUGUAUUUGUACAGUUUAGGUCCUGGUGAUAAUAUGGACAUAAUAAAGGGCUGUUUGGAUGAUAUUUCCCAAGCUGGAAGUCGAUCUGAGAAGGAGAUGGUCAGUUCUCGGUCUCUGGAGCUUAUCAGCUCUGACGUCAUCGGAAAAAAGGAUGAAGAGAGUUCACAGGAGAUCAUUGGCUGUCUAGAGGAGAAACUGCCCUUUGAUCAAGUCGCUGUAUCUGAGGAUUAUAUGGACAUCACUAAAGGCAGUCUGGAAGAGAUUUCUCGACCGGCCUCCAGUGAACGCUGUCUGUCUGGGAGUCAAGGGUCUCUCCGUCCCGGAUCCCUGGAGGUGCUCAGUCCUGAUCUCUCUGAUAAUAACAAGGUUGAAGGCCACACACAGGAGAGAAUUGACUGUCCAGCAGAAAACAGUUCUGAUCAAGAUGAUUCUGAUGAGGAGAAUGAAGAUCCAGAGUUGAGAAAAGCCAUGAAGAUAAUGAAGAAACUGGACCAGAUUCUGGCUCUCAAGGUGUCAGCGGAGAGAGAGGUGAAACGGAAAGGCAGAGAACUUCAUCAGAGACUCUGGCAGGAGCUUCAGGAUGUGAGCCUUACAAACACCCCAGAGAGUAGAGACGAGGAGGACAAUACCAGACGCUUUCUGGCACUGACACCCAACAACUUUCAGGACUGCAGUGAAGGGGAUUUUGUGCCCGUGUUUGGGACUGAAGUUCUUGAUCUGAACUAUGAUCUGAACCCGAGACAUCAGAGCGAAGAACACACACAUGUUGAGUCCGCGGGUUGUUCUGAAGUGGGUCAGCAGGUGAUGGAAGAUCAGCCGUCAGAUCGCAGACAGCGAGGAGCUGCACACGGCAAGUGCAGACAAGACUUUGUCAGGAAAAAUAUUGAGCUCGCAGGUGCCGCAGGAAACUCUGUACUGCUCACGCAACAAGAGAGAGAGAGAAUCGAGGAGCUACUCAAAGAUCUUGAGGAGGGACAGAAUGAUGCACCUGAGGUCGUGUCGGAGUGUUUGGGGUCUCUAUCAGCUGUUGAAGGUUUCAGUCCAGAACCUUCUGAACUCAACAAUCUCCUCCAUAUUGACUCCAAACUGCAGCUGCUACUUCCUGUGGAGGACUUCCUGUCUGUGUGGAGCCCCUGUCCAGACAUCAGCCCAUCUCAGGUGAGACCGCAGAGUUUAAAUGAGAGUUUGGCAGAGAAAUCAGGAGUCCUGUGGGACGUGAGAGAGAGACGAGACCAGGAGAGACGAAUGCGAGAAAUCCAGCAGCAGCUGCAGGAGCUGGACGAAACUCAGAGGAGCGCUUCGGAUUGUUUGUCUGAUGAUCAGUUGAGGAAUCUGCUGUUGAAAUGUGAGCAUGAAAUCAUCAGAUCUUCAUCAGAAACUUCCCUGAGGAUGAUCUCUGCUCUGGACGCUCACAGCGUCUCUCUGCUGGUCAGUUCUCCUCGUCUGUCCAGCUCCGAUCUGUCACAACUUCUGCAGGACGCUCACGGGUCUCCAACACCACCACAAAGUCAGGAAAAUACUCAUCACACGGAGCAAUAACACAAGGACAUGAAAUAUGAAUAUUGUGCAGUAGUGCAGAGUCUCAGCCUGCAUUCUUUAAAGUUGCACAAUAAUAUCAGACGGUUCUGAAGUGUGUUUGUGAUUUUGGUCUGAUGUGUGAACCCGUGUCUGUAUCAGAAUCAGAUGUCUGAAGAUGAAUCAAACUCACACAGUUCUGCUGAAA